Molecule: messenger RNA, 270 nt
Organism: Exserohilum turcica Et28A
Lineage: Eukaryota; Fungi; Ascomycota; Dothideomycetes; Pleosporales; Pleosporaceae
Exons: 2
Coding region: 1-270 (89 amino acids)
Source: RefSeq, a predicted model, not a curated record
AUGUCUGCCGCACCCAACCAGCCCGGUCUCGUCUCCAGCCACGCCCAGUGUGUCAAGGGCGCCGCCGAGGAGACCAUCGGAAACGUAACGGGCAGCGAGCCCUGGAGGUCGUCAGGCACUGCGGACAAGGAGCAGGCAGUGAGCGCUAUGAAGGCGGCAUCAGCCAACCGCGACGCCAGCCAGCAGGGCAUGGGUAGCCUCGAGGAGAAGGCGGGUAACUUGGUUGGAUGUGAGGGCAUGCAGAAGGAGGGAGCUGAGAGCAAGCAAUAG